UUGGCAGUAAUUUUUAAGAGAUGAUGGUCGUGAAAGGUUACGAUUUUUAAAGUGAAUAUUUAAAAUAACUAAUACAACCUACGUCCUCAAAAACUAGCUCUAACCAAUGCCUGAAUAGCGUUUUAGUUAUUAGUGUUAAUAUAUUCUAACUUCGCCAUGUCGCACAGAGAUUCCGGACCUAUUCCCAAUAGGUGGUUGAACUGUCCACGAAAAGCGACAAGCUUGGUCGCAGGAAAGUUUUUAGCUUUCAAAACACCUUUAGGGUCGCAAUUCAAUGAUAAAGUUCCAGAAGAAAACAGGUUCACUCCUAACAUGCUGUUUGUCUACAUGAAAGGACUAAAAAUGAAACUUGGUCUCUGGGUGGACUUGACAAACACCAGUCGCUUCUAUGACAAGAAAGAGAUAGAGGAGCUAGACUGCAAAUACAUCAAAUUACAAUGCCGUGGUCAUGGAGAGACCCCAUCCCUGGAUCAAACCAAAGUAUUCAUCCAGCUAGUGAGUCGGUACAUCUCUCAGAACCCGCUGGAGGUGAUCGGGGUGCACUGCACGCACGGGUUCAACCGCACCGGGUUCCUGCUCGUGUGCUACAUGGUGGAGCAGCUCGACUGCAGCGUGGAGGCCGCCAUCAGCGAGUUUGCUAACAUGAGACCUCCAGGGAUAUACAAACAGGACUACAUCCAGGAGUUGUACCGGCGGUACGACGACGCGGAGUUCACGCCCUCGGCGCCGCCGCGGCCUGACUGGUGCAACGAAGAUGAAGUUGACUAUGACGAUGAUGAUUCAACAGUCAACCCCAGCGCAUCACAAAACUCCUCUAACUCACACACAAAGCCCCACAAAGGCAAAGGCAGAAAGGAGACCACACACAAAAAGGCCACAUUCAUGCCCGGAGUGACCGGAGUGGAACCGUUCAACACACAGCCGAGACUCAGCGAGAUUCAGAAGAAAGCUCAAGAGUUCUGUGAGUGGAGGUCCACGGGGUUCCCCGGAUCACAGCCAGUGUCUAUGGAUGUGAAUAACUUGAGGAAACUGCAUGAGAAGCCAUAUAGAGUGUCUUGGAAGGCUGAUGGUGUUAGAUUCAUGAUGUUAAUUGACGGAGAGGGAGAGGUGUACAUGUUAGACAGAGACAACUGCGUGUUCAAAGUCCACAACCUGAGGUUCCUGCACAGAAAAGACUUGCGAAGGCAUCUUACCGACACACUUUUGGAUGGAGAGAUGGUGAUAGACAAGGUGGAGGGCCGCGAGAUCCCGCGCUACCUGUGCUACGACGUCAUCCGCUUCGAGGGGCAGGACGUGGGCAAACAGGCCUUCUACCCCGUGCGGCUCGGGUGCAUAGAGAACGAGAUUGUUAAUCCUAGACAUCACGCAAUGAAAAUAGGCAAGAUAAGGAAGGAGGACGAGCCGUUCUCGAUCCGCCUCAAGCAGUUCUGGGAGCUGCCCAUGGCGCGGCAGCUGCUCGGGGAGAAGUUCGCCAAGACGCUGUCGCAUGAGCCUGAUGGACUUAUAUUUCAACCUUCGAAAGAACCGUACGUGGCGGGGCGCUGCGACGACGUGCUCAAGUGGAAGCCGAGCGACAUGAACAGCGUCGACUUCAAACUGCAAAUUGUCACGGAGGGGGGCGAGGGUAUCCUGCCAAAGAAAAUGGGCCACCUUUACGUAGGUCAGUUCGACCGGCCGUUCGGCUCUAUGAAAGUGACGAAGGAGAUCCGCCACCUUAACAACAAGAUCAUCGAGUGCAAGUUCGAGAACAACAACUGGGUGUUCAUGAGGGAGCGGACCGACAAGUCGUUCCCCAACAGCUUUACUACAGCUAAAGCCGUUUGCGACAGUAUAUUAGACCCUAUCACCAAGGAGAGACUGCUAGAAUUCAUCGACAACCACAGAUUCCACGACGACUCAGAUAUGAUGCCGCCGCCGAAGCGGGGGCGGCGAUAGCUGAAACUUUAUUUAUUAAUUACCUACUUAAGUUAAUUUUAAUUGUUACUUGCAACUGAAUAAGAGAAUAUAGAGUAAAAUUCAA
This is a messenger RNA of Plutella xylostella (diamondback moth), 2020 nucleotides long. It is a transcript of the gene mRNA-cap, whose product is annotated as RNA guanylyltransferase and 5'-phosphatase mRNA capping enzyme. Lineage: Eukaryota; Metazoa; Arthropoda; Insecta; Lepidoptera; Plutellidae. The record is from RefSeq and is a predicted model, not a curated record. Gene Ontology annotation, biological process: protein dephosphorylation; 7-methylguanosine mRNA capping. Gene Ontology annotation, molecular function: mRNA guanylyltransferase activity; mRNA 5'-triphosphate monophosphatase activity; ATP binding.